Pochonia chlamydosporia 170 is the source of this 225-nucleotide messenger RNA. RefSeq lists its product as hypothetical. The transcript has a single exon. Lineage: Eukaryota; Fungi; Ascomycota; Sordariomycetes; Hypocreales; Clavicipitaceae. The record is from RefSeq and is a predicted model, not a curated record. Bases 1 to 225 code for a protein of 74 amino acids.
AUGUUGGCCACACAGGGUUUGGCUCUAUCAUUCCUAAGCAAGGGAAGAAGAGUCAGCCUGGCGGCGUUGGAGCAGAUAGCUCAUUGUAUGUAUAGAUCAGCUACUACUGGGUUUUCCGAGAGAAUGAAAUGUGUCGCUGAAGGUUCGAGUAAACCGAGCAAGCUAUAUUACCGGAGCAGCUGCUGGCAACUGAUAAAGCAGCCGGCUAAAGUGAGUGUAUUUUAG